This is a messenger RNA of Daphnia carinata, 1898 nucleotides long. Its product is annotated as dipeptidase 1-like. The transcript has 10 exons. Gene Ontology annotation, molecular function: metallodipeptidase activity. Bases 35 to 1282 code for a protein of 415 amino acids. Gene Ontology annotation, biological process: proteolysis. Lineage: Eukaryota; Metazoa; Arthropoda; Branchiopoda; Diplostraca; Daphniidae. The record is from RefSeq and is a predicted model, not a curated record.
AGAAGUGGGCGGCAAGCAAUGGUGCAUCCUGUGCAUGGCCCUCUUGGUGGCACUGGGGACGGGCGUCGGAGUCGGAGUCCCCCUGGCCUUACGAUCCGGCUCGUCGCUGCAAGAACGACUCAUCGCCGCCCAGAACAUCUUGGCUCAAGUGCCUCUCGUCGACGGCCACAACGACAUGCCGUGGAACAUCCGCAAAUUUGCUGGCGGAAAGCUCAACACGCUAAGGGCCCUGGAAACUGGCCUUCAACAUCUUGACCCGUGGUCCAAGAGUGCCUGGUCGCACACAGAUUUUCCGAGACUAAGAGAAGGACGUGUCGGUGCUCAGUUCUGGGCGGCUUACGUCCCCUGCGGAGCCCAGUACUUGGACGCCGUCAAACAAACUCUGGAGCAGAUCGAUCUGAUCAAGCGCAUGGUUGAUCGAUACUCGGACUAUCUUCGAUUAGCCGUCGAUGCCAAAGGCAUUGAAGAAUCGCAUCGCGACGGACGGAUAGCCAGCUUAUUGGGCGUCGAGGGAGGCCAUUCGCUGGGCAACAGCCUUGGUGUUUUACGCACCUACUAUGACCUAGGAAUCCGUUACGUAACCCUCACCCAUACGUGCAAUACUCCAUGGGCAGAUUGUUCCAUCGCCGAAGCCGAUCCUCAUCAUCCGCGCGAAGGAGGUCUCACCCAGUUUGGAAAGUUGGUGAUCAAAGAGAUGAACCGACUGGGCGUCAUCGUCGACCUGUCGCACGCAUCGUCUGCCACCAUGCACCACGCGCUGGACGCCAGCCGAGCGCCGGUCAUCUUCUCCCACUCGUCGACGCGGGCCCUGUGCAACAUCACCCGAAACGUGCCGGACGACGUCCUCAAAAGACUGGUGACCAACGGUGGUAUAGUGAUGGUGAGCUUCUUCAGCCUCUUCGUCAGCUGCAACAAGACGACGACCAUUCCGGAUGUUGUCGCGCACAUCAAUCACAUCCGGCGUGUCGCUGGGAUCGAUCACGUUGGCAUUGGAGCAGGUUACGACGGCAUCAACACGACGCCUCAAGGACUGGAAGAUGUUUCCAAGUAUCCGUACCUUUUUGCCGAACUGUUGCAAGAUCCAACAUGGUCGGAGGAGGAUCUGAGAAAGCUGGCUGGAUUAAACUUUCUCCGAGUAUUUCGGCAAGUCGAAAAGGUUCGAGAGGAUCUUCGACGAGCCAACACCUUGGCCGACGAGACGUCCAUCACCAACGAAGAGCUGAAAGGACAACUCCAGUGCGUCUACCAGGAGCGCAGCGCCGUUCAAUCGGUUGUCACUUGAUGAGCGGAACUUCUUUGAAUACCGAUUAUAUCCCCAUUUUCGUUUCUCAAACCAUGUCUCUAUUGCCAUCUGCCCCAUCAGCAAACCUUGUUUUUCCUAAAUCCCCCUCCUACCAACUCUUAGCCAACAGAUGGGAAAUUUAUGUACAGACAUGCAUUUUCCGAGGAGAUGGAAUAAUAUGAUCCUUAUUCACUCGCUCCCUUUCAUCCGCCUUUCGUUUCAGAUUGUAUUUAUACCUUUAUUUACGUUGCGUUAUUGUUGUUAUACUGUUACCGUCGUAUUGCCUCCUUCGUGGAGCGCCACCUGAAAAUAAGUAAAGCAAGCGAGCUGAAACCUGCAGCAAUGAAGAGAAAUAUUGUCCUACGGAUAGGGUUUUUUGUUUCCCAUACCAUCCCCUUUACAAGCAAUCAUGACAGCGCUAUCAUGACGUGGAAUUUUAUAUUCCAUGUUUUCAUGAUUGUUUAAGUCCCCUUUCUCGUAUUAUUUUAACAUUUAUUUGUUGCCGUCUGUUUGCGUCGAAACGUGUUUUUCUGCCUACUGUGUAGGCGUGGACAAGUAUGUGAAUAUCUUUUUGUAUUGCGAUGACAUUUCGGUUGACAUAAACGGUUGGAAUUUU